Molecule: messenger RNA, 1105 nt
Organism: Arachis duranensis
Lineage: Eukaryota; Viridiplantae; Streptophyta; Magnoliopsida; Fabales; Fabaceae
Product: transcription factor bHLH118
Exons: 3
Coding region: 115-903 (262 amino acids)
Biological process (GO): regulation of transcription by RNA polymerase II
Cellular component (GO): RNA polymerase II transcription regulator complex
Molecular function (GO): protein dimerization activity; DNA-binding transcription factor activity, RNA polymerase II-specific; RNA polymerase II transcription regulatory region sequence-specific DNA binding
Source: RefSeq, a predicted model, not a curated record
AUACCCCCAAAAAGUAGAUUAAACCAUAUCUUCUAUCUAAUCUGCUUCACUCAUUCAUUCAUUCUUCUUUUCCUCCAUAGCCUUAAUUAAAUUGAGAGCAUUAUUCAUAUUACCAUGUUUCCUUUACAACGAGGCAAUGAGCUGGUGAUUCAGUUUUCUAAUACCUCCCACCAACACAAAAUCUCCCAAGAUCUGAUCCUUGAAGAUUAUGCUUCUCUUGAUGUCAAUGAUUCUGAUAAAAUAUUGUUCACAAAAAGCCAAUCAUCAAAUAAACUAUUUUAUGAUGGUGCUGCUGCUGCUGAUGAGGAUAACAACAACAACAACAACAACAACAACGAUUCUAACAACGAUGAUGAUAAUAAGAAGAAGAAGAUGGUUCAUAGAGAGAUUGAGAGGCAAAGGAGGAAAGAAAUGGCUACCCUUUAUUCCUCUCUUAGAUCCCUUCUUCCUCUUCAGUUCAUCAAGGGAAAGCGUUCAAUAUCUGACCACAUGAACGAGGCAGUGAAUUACAUAAAGUACAUGCAAAAUAACAUCAAGGAACUUGGUGCUAAAAGAGAUGAACUGAAGAAGAAGAAGAAGCUCUCAAAUUAUUACCACCACCAUGAUAACAAUGAUAAACCUACAUCUAGCACUAACAGAUACUUCACUCUCCAUGAGAGUGAUAAUGGUGUUCUCGGAAUUGAAAUCACCGGUGGCGCCGCCGCCGCCGCCGGAGAAGAAGAAGGUGUCACACUAUCAGAGAUUCUGGGGCUACUGGUUGAAGAAGAAGGACUUGAAGUUCUUAGUUACCUUUCUAGCAAAGUCAAUGGAAGAUUGGUACACAGUGUUCAGUGUGAGGUAGUCAAUUCCAACAGUGUAGAUCUAUUUGAGCUGAGAAGGAAACUUGCAAGUUUAAUUCAAUGAUUGUUUCCAUGAUCAUCAUCAUUUGGAUUAUGUUCUCUGAUUAAUUAACUUUAAUUUGUGGUUGCAUUAUUGGAGCUAGCUAGCUAGGCUCACAAUUUAAUUUGGCUAAUGUUAGGAAUGAGAUUGAUGACAUAUAAUUAACAUUCUUGCAUUGUGGCUCUUAAUUUCUAACUGCAUGAUGAUUAGGAUUUUGUUUGGUAAA